AUGCUUGGCAAGCGGACGGAGCGUGCAAGCUCAUCGCCGCGUACGCUGCAGGAAGAUGAGGAAGGAGGCACAGGCGAGGGAUCUACCAAGCGCACCCAGACACGUGCGUUUGAAGCCAUGUCGUUUGUGCGGCCGACCUCGAGCGAUGCAUGGUUCUUGUCGAAUUCGCACCGCCGCAACUUUGCAAGCCGCAAGCUCGGCCGCGAUCUCCUGCGUGGUACGUCCGGCACAAAAAUCUCGCAGGUGCUCGGGCCGCUCGAUAUAUCACAACUUCCCCGCAUAGCCCAAGCCUCGAAACAGGACGGCACGCCGGAUCCGCCCGCCCGCACGCUGCAUUCGCAUCUUGCAUCGCAGCUGCACCUGCGGCCAGACAGGAUCGAUAUGAUGCUUGCACAGCUGCUGACGGGCUUUAAUAUCAUGCUCUAUGGGAUUGGCGAUAGGAUGCGUGUCCUACACCACCUUGUCGAGAGCGGCGCGAAAAAACACGCCGGCGCCGCAGUGCUUGUCCAAGGCGCCGCAGGCCGUGCAUUGAACGUCGAUCGGCUCUUGGAUGCGAUCGAAAAAGCACUGCGCAUCCACAUACCCACGAUACCGCCAUUCAGGCAGUCUGCAGAGCAUGCAGUCGUGCGCUUGUCGCGCGUGCUGCAGCGUGCCGACCGAAUCGCUCAGUUUUUGGAGCACACAGCGCGCCAUCCACGCGCCGAGCACCCCCAGCGCCUCUUUCUCGCCCUGCUUGCUUUUGACAGUCCACUAUAUCACACCACACGGCUACAUACUCUUUUGCAUGCGCUUGCACGCUGCCCGCACAUCCACAUUGUCGCGAGCGUUUCGCACGUGCAUGCCGGCCUGCUUCUCGACGGUGCUGCCGGCGCGUUUAGCCAUGGAAUUUCGGGCCAUGCCGAGCACUACACCGCCCAUGCGCGCGAUGUGCGAGCGCCAUGGCUGUGGCACAAUGUGACUACGUUUAUACCCCCCAUUUCAGAGAUGCUGCACUCGCGCGGCGCUACCAUGACGUCCUCCGCGUCGCUCUCUUCGCAGCUUGCCGGGCUUGCCACACUGCGCCUUCCGCCCGCGCUGGACCUUGCAGCACGGGGCGCACGAGGACGUGCGCCCGGCACGAGCGGCCCUAUCCCCAUUAUCUCGAUUGCCGCGGCGCUCCAAGUCCUCAAUACCAUUACGGCUCGCGCCCGCACGCUGUUUGCACAGCUCGCCGUGCUGCAGCUUGGCGCUGCGGAAGGCGCGGCGCCGGACGCGGAGCCUGCCAACGCACCGCGCACGGCGUACGCCGAACUUGUGCGCGGCGCACUGCAAGAGUUUACCGUGUCGAGCGACGACGGCGUCAAGCAGUUGCUUGGCGAAAUGGUCGAUCACGGUUUGGUUAUGGCAUGGCGCGGCACCGCUACAGUCCACAGCAGUCACGCAAUUGCGGCGGGGGAUGAGCUGUCGAUUCCGCUGCGUGUGGCCGCGCUGGAAGAGGUACUCACAGAGAUGGAUCCGUGA
Molecule: messenger RNA, 1500 nt
Organism: Malassezia vespertilionis
Lineage: Eukaryota; Fungi; Basidiomycota; Malasseziomycetes; Malasseziales; Malasseziaceae
Gene: ORC2
Product: Origin recognition complex subunit 2
Exons: 1
Coding region: 1-1500 (499 amino acids)
Biological process (GO): DNA replication
Cellular component (GO): nuclear origin of replication recognition complex; nucleus
Molecular function (GO): DNA replication origin binding
Source: RefSeq, a predicted model, not a curated record